UGUUGACCGCCGCCUCUUCCGCGAUCCCUGUUCUAGCCGGCUAUCGCGGGGGCUUCCUGGAAUCCGCAGUAUGAAUCGGCUCUGCAAACAUGCGCAUGAUGAAGGCUGAGGUAUCCUCGAUACUCUUCCUUGGUGGUUCCUUCUUGGCAUGAAAUCUAGCAAUUUCUCAUGUUCUAGUCUUUGGUGGCCUUGAUGAUGCCUGUUCUUCUUUUUAUGCUUUUCUCACUGCCCAGUUGCGUUCGUGCUUCCAGUACACAAUCUCGAGGGCUUCAUCAUGGUUGAGAGUAUUGUAAUCGAAAACAAAGAUCAGGUAGCUGUGCUAGUAACCUCCAGUCUAUGUAUAGUUAUCCCGGCACUCGCUGUGGGGCUGCGGUUUAUCGCCAAAACCAUCAGAGGGGGUCACGAUUACAGCGACUAUUGCAUUGCUGCUGCUCUCCUCUGGAACAUAGGGCUACAUACAAGCUGCAUACUGAUGGUAACCCAUGGUGGGCUUAGUUUCCAUCUAACUGAGAUAUAUGCUCGCUUUAAUCAGGACACUGCAGUCUUCUUCUUCAAGGCCAUCUUUUCAUUUUCGUUUCUGUGGAAUGCUACAGUCUUUUUCAGCAAGAUAUCAGUGCUACUGAUGUACGUCACCAUAAUACCGAUACCUUCAAUGAUCACAUGGGCCAGAGCUAUAGGUGGCUUAAUCUUCCUGUGGAACACGUCCAACAUCAUUGCUGCACUCCUUAUCUGCCGACCGCUCUCCAAAAAUUGGAACUUUGCCAUGCCUGGAACCUGUGGUAGCCAACCAGCUUUCUAUUCCGCCAUGGGAAUCGUAAAUCUCAUAGCAGAUGGCGCUAUCAUUGUGCUACCUAUGCCUUACCUAUAUCGACUGCAACUCGCUACGGGAAGAAAGAUUCUCGCCAUGGCCUUACUGGGCAUUGGUAUUGGAACCUGGGCUAUCACUAUCUACAGACAGAUCGUACUACCGUCGCUAAACUUCAUGGACAUGCCCUACAGUGGGACGCUUACCACAAUCUUAUCCGGCAUGGAACCCGCUGUUGCCAUAGUGCUCGCAUGCGUUCCGCUCAUGCGGCCUCUAUUCAAAAAAAUCAGUUCUAGAGUGGACAGCAGCCGAUCGGGCUAUAACACAGGCGAGCUCAGCCGGGGUUACACAAUACAGAAAAGAGGGGGCCGCGAACACUCCACAGAUAUUAGUAAUCUAUUUGAGGAUGAUGAUGACAAUAAUUCUCAGGUCCAAUUGCAGCUUAUAGAUGUAUCAAAGGCAGGCAUUCCAACCAUAUCACAUGACGCAGAAGGUCCAGCGAUGCCACACUAUAGCAGGGCUAUAUCUGUCGAAAAAAGUUGGGCCGUUAAUUUAGAGUAACAAUAGUAGGCAGCAGAACAGAUCCUGUAGCAUCUGUAGAGUUAAGAAAUUUCAUCGUAAU
Messenger RNA from Didymella exigua CBS 183.55, 1427 nucleotides. RefSeq lists its product as uncharacterized. The coding region runs from base 275 to 1366 and encodes 363 amino acids. NCBI's taxonomy places the organism in Eukaryota, Fungi, Ascomycota, Dothideomycetes, Pleosporales, Didymellaceae. The record is from RefSeq and is a predicted model, not a curated record. The transcript has 4 exons.